Camelina sativa (false flax) is the source of this 1035-nucleotide messenger RNA. The record is from RefSeq and is a predicted model, not a curated record. NCBI's taxonomy places the organism in Eukaryota, Viridiplantae, Streptophyta, Magnoliopsida, Brassicales, Brassicaceae.
AUGGAUUAUUGGAAAGCAUAUCGAACGUUAAGGCAUGCUCGCGAGUUGGUCAGGGGUAGUCCAGAGAGUGGUUAUGAGCAGCUUCCUACAUAUUUGUAUAUGAUAAAAAGGGCAAAUCCUGGAACUUUUACACAGCUUGAUGUUGAUGAAGCUCAAAGAUUUAAGUACUGUUUUCUAGCAUUUGGUGCAAGCAUACAGGGAUUUCCGUUUUUGAGGAAAGUGGUUGUUGUGGAUGGUACUUUUUUACAGGGAAAAUACUUAGGGACACUACUGACAGCAACAGCUCAAGAUGGCAAUUUUCAGAUUUUUCCAAUUGCUUUCGCCGUGGUUGAUACAGAGAAUGAUGAAUCAUGGGAAUGCUUUUUCAAGCAACUCAGCUGUGUGAUACCUGAUGAUGAAAGUCUUUCCAUUAUUUCUGAUAGGCACAAAUCAAUUGGGAAAGCUAUUAAAAAGGUUUAUCCGAAGUCUAGUAGGGGAAUAUGCACAUACCAUAUGUACAAGAAUAUUUUGGUUCGGUUUAAAGGUCGAGCAGAAUUUGCUUUGGUUAAAAAGGCGGCAAAUGCUUUUAGACUGAUCAACUUUCAAACCACAUUUGAUCAGAUAGAAGCCAUGAAUCCAACACUACAUGAGUACCUCGUGUACAUUUCCCAGGUGAUAGGUACAACUUUGCUUACAAGCAACAUUGCAGAAUCAAUGAAUAAGGUCAUGUCACAUGAUAGGAGAUUUCCUAUUGUACAACUAUUGGAAGAAAUAAGGUCCAUGAUGACUAGGUGGUUUUCAGAUAGAAGGACUGAUGCAUUGAAGAUGACAACAGACUUGACUCGUGGUGUAGAGAAAAUUCUCCAGUUUGACUUGGAGAAACUCCCUUGUGCACAUGCAAUUGUGGCCGGUGAAUUCAGAAACAUUUCUCGCAUUUCAAUGAGUCAUCCUUAUUAUCGGAAACACUACAUUCACGCUUCCUACGAGAAUGCCAUCAUGCCAAGGGAGCUUGAUAAAUCUGUUCCUGGACAUGUGAUAACGAAGAACUCUUUUUAG